Molecule: messenger RNA, 321 nt
Organism: Acanthisitta chloris (rifleman)
Lineage: Eukaryota; Metazoa; Chordata; Aves; Passeriformes; Acanthisittidae
Product: integral membrane protein 2A-like
Exons: 2
Biological process (GO): negative regulation of amyloid precursor protein biosynthetic process
Cellular component (GO): plasma membrane; Golgi apparatus; extracellular exosome
Molecular function (GO): amyloid-beta binding
Source: RefSeq, a predicted model, not a curated record
GAUCCAGAAGUUGCCACGCACAGGGGUGAAAACUCAUCUGGAAGAUGUCUGUUGACUCUGCUGGGCCUGGCAUUCAUCUUGGCAGGGGUGGUUGUCGGUGGAGCCUGCAUCUACAAGUACUUCAUGCCUAAGCACAAGGUGUACCGUGGGGAGAUGUGUUACUUCGAGAACGAGAGCAGGGACCGGGCAGUGGAGCCUUACUUCCUGCCCAUCGCCGAGGAGGCUGAUAUCCGCGAGGACGACAACAUCGCCAUCAUUGACGUCCCCGUGCCCAAGUUCUCCGACAGCGACCCCGCGGCCAUCGUGCACGACUUUGACAGG